Mytilus californianus (California mussel) is the source of this 6350-nucleotide messenger RNA. RefSeq names its product synaptic vesicle glycoprotein 2C-like. The transcript has 13 exons. Lineage: Eukaryota; Metazoa; Mollusca; Bivalvia; Mytilida; Mytilidae. The record is from RefSeq and is a predicted model, not a curated record. Gene Ontology annotation, cellular component: membrane. Gene Ontology annotation, biological process: transmembrane transport. Bases 92 to 1684 code for a protein of 530 amino acids. Gene Ontology annotation, molecular function: transmembrane transporter activity.
UUUUGUCAUCACAAACAUCAAUACAACAUUUGACGGUCAAUGAACCUACAACUAAAUGUUUUACACGUAAAUCAUUAACAGAUUCAUAUGAAUGUCAUCUUUGAUGGAAGAGAAUUUCAAGAUGACUCGUUCUGAUGAGUAUGACCCACUCAUUGCAAAUCAAGAAGGAAAUUCUGAUGUCAAUCCUGAUGCUGUUCCAUAUGAAGAAGCGCUGAAAGAAACAGGUUAUGGUAGAUUCCAUUUUAAGGUACUAGCCUUGUGUGGAUGGGCAGUAUCCAGUGAUGCCAUUGAAGUGCUAUCAGUUUCAUUCCUCUUACCAGCAGCAAGUUGUGACCUUGACAUUGGAUCCACAGAUAAAGGAUGGCUGAAUGCUAUUGUUUUUAUUGGUAUGCUAUUGGGAGGUUAUUUCUGGGGAUCAUUAGCAGACCACCAAGGAAGAAGGUCAAUUCUGAUGUGGUCUCUGACAGUGAAUGGACUAGGAGUUCUGGCCUCCAGUGUAGUACAAUCAUUCUGGGCCUUCCUACUUUGCAGAUUUAUUAGUGGAAUUGGUGUUGGAGGAAGCAUACCAGUUAUAUUUUCAUAUUUCACUGAAUUUCAACCAAAAGAAAAAAGAGGAAUGAUGAUUAGUGCCUUAGCUACAUUCUGGAUGUGUGGGAACAUUAUAGCUGCAGGCUUGGCAUGGGGAAUAAUUCCACGUGAUAUAGGAUACAUCUCAUCAAGUUUUAAAUUCUCUAGCUGGAGGAUAUUUGUAGCUUCAUGUGCUGUACCCAGUCUGUCAUCAGCUUUCUUCUUCACAUUGAUGCCAGAAAGUCCAAAAUUUCUUCUUAUAGCUGGAAAAGCAUCUGAAGCCAUCAAAGUACUAAGUAAAGUACAUGACAGUAACUUCUCACAUAGGAAGUCAAAAGAAUACAAGAUAAAAUCCCUGAUAUUAGCCACAGAUACUAGUAGAGCUGAAUAUCUAGAACAACAUAGUGGAGAAGAUGUAGGCUGUAUAGCUAAACUAGGAACAGGUUGUACUGUGUUAAAAGAAUCAACAAAACAAUUAUUUCGACCUCCUUUAUUGAAGAGUACAGUUUUAAUGUUAAUAGUCAAUUUUGUUUUAGCUUUUGGGUACUAUGGACUUUGGAUGUGGUUUCCAGAGUUAUUUAGUCGAAUGAAGGAUGGUGGUUCUCCAUGUGAUCAUUCCAAUUUUAUAAACCAGACAAGUAAAAAUGAAACUACAUGUAAUUACAAGGACAAUUGGGUGUAUUUCUCAGGAUUUAUGACUGCUCUGUCCAACUUACCAGGAAAUAUUCUCACAAUUUUCUUAAUGGACAAAGUAGGACGAAAACAGUUAUUAGCAAUGAGUAUGGUGUUGUCAGGUGUGAGUGUGUUCUUCAUACCACUAAUCCACAAUAAAUAUGAGAAUCUGGGUAUAUCCUGUGUAUUUGGUGCUGUAUCUACUGUAGGAUGGAAUGCCUUAGAUGUUUUAUCAGCUGAAUUAUUUCCUACAUCACUUAGGUCAACAGCUUUUGGUAUUAUGUCUGGUAUUGGUAGAAUAGCAGCAAUUUUAGGCAAUUUGACAUUUGGUGAAUUAAUUGAUGUACAUUGUGCAAUACCUAUGAUAAUUGUUGCUGCUUUGUUAGUAUUUGGAGGGUUAUCAUCAAUCAAACUGCCAAACACAACAAAAACAGAUAUUCAUUGAUAUUUCUGUCAUUUGUUUGAGAUUUUUCUGCCUUUCUUAACCUUAUUUGUUUACAAAUAUAAAAAUAAGAAGAUGUGGUAUGAUUGCCAAUGAGACAACUCUCCAUCAAAGGUUACCAUAAACAAGGUAUAGCAUUGAGAGAGGUGAAAUUUACACAAAUAUGGCCAUUACUAAAAAUAUAAUGUUGUUCCUCAAAACAUUGUUAUGUAAUUAUGGCUUUUGACUAUUAAACUGUAUACAAUGAAAAUUUACAAGUAAAUUGAAGACAUUUAUUUGAAAAAUUACUGUACCAUCAAUUCAUAUUAAAUUUAGAUGUAAGGUGCACUUUUUUAUAAUUUACUAUGCCUUGAAAAUUUUCAAUACACUAUAUUAUCUCCAAAGGUAUUAAUAUAUUAUUUUUCAUGAACUUAUCAUGAGGCUUAAUCAAAUAUUGAAUAUGAAAUUCAGUUUGCCUUUUAUAUAUGUGACUUUGAAAAUAGUUUGACAACAGUUCUGAAAUGUUCAUAAUAGGGAUGUUGUGAUAUGUAUAAUAUAAUUUUUUUAUUGUCGAGCCUGCGACUUUUGUCGCAGAAAGCUCGACAUACGGAUAGUGAUCCGGCGGCGGUGGCGGCGUUAGCUUACUUCUUAAAAGCUUUAUAUUUUAGAAGGUGGAAGAUCUGUAUGCUUCAUACUUUGUAUAUGGAUGCCUCAUGUUACCAAGUUUCCGUCAGUCACAUGUCCAAUGUCCUUGACCUCAUUUUCAUGGUUCAGUGACUACUUGAAAAAAAAAUUAACAUUUUUUUGUAAUGUUAAAUUCUCUCUUAUUAUAAGUAGUAGGAAAACUAUAUUUGGUAUGUACGUACCUUGCAAGGUCCUCAUGCCCGUCAGACAGUUUUCAAUUGACCUCGACCUCAUUUCAUGGAUCAGUGAACAAGGUUAAGUUUUGGUGGUCAAGUCCAUAUCUCAGAUACUAUAAGCAAUAGGUCAAGUAUAUUCAGUGUAUGGAAGGACUGUAAGGUGUACAUGUCCAACUGGCAGGUGUGAUCUGACCUUGGCCUCAUUUUCAUGGUUCAGUGGUUAUAGUUAAGUUUUUGUGUUUUGGUCUGUUUUUCUUAUACUGUAUGCAAUAGGUCUACUAUAUUUGGUGUAUGGAAUGAUUGUAAGGUGUACAUGUCUAGCUGGCAGGUGUCAUUUGACCUUGACCUCAUUUUCAUGGUUCAGUGGUCAAAGUUAAGGUUUUGAGUUUUGGUCUUUUUUUCUAAUACUAAAUGCAAUAGGUCAACUAUAUUUGGUGUAUGGAAAUAUUUUAUGAUGUAUAUGUCAGUCGUGCAGGUUUUAUUUGACCUUGACCUCAUUUUCACAGUUCAUUGCUCAAUGUUAAGUUUUUAUGUUUUGGUCUGUUUUUCUUAAACUAUAAGCAAUAGGUCAACUAUAUUUGUUGUAUGGAAGAAUCGUUAGCUGUACAUGCCUGCCUGGCAUGGUUCAUCUGACCUUGACCUCAUUUUCAUGGUUCAUUGGUCAAUGUUUAGUUUUCUUGGUUAAUGUUAAGUUUAUGUGACAGUUGUAAUAAAGCUUUAUAUUUAGAACUAUCAACAUAAUAGCAGUGUUUAGUAAAGAAGGCGAGACAUUUCAGCGUGUGCACUCUUGUUAUAUGUAUAAAUAAUUUUAUUCCAUUGUUUGGUGAUUUCAUACAACACUCAGUCUGGUGGUUAGAGUCAAUUUCCUAAUGCAUGCAGAGUAAGAGUUUGGUUGGCUUGCUUGCCUUGCUUUGUUUGUUUGUAUUAAUGUUUGGUCAAGCAUAUAUUGUAAUUAAGAUUGACAUCUGAAAACAAUAUAAAAGGCGGAGUUAAACUUGUAUACAUUAUUGAUUGGACAUUAUCAAAUAAUCAAAUUUACCUAUGUACAGGUUUAACUCUGCCUACUUAUAUUGUUUGCAGAUGUCAAUCUUAAUUACAAUGCUUGAGCAAACAUUAAUACAAACAAGGCAAGCAAGCCAACCAAACUCUUACCACGUUUUCUUAUAUCUUCUUACUCUGCAUGCAUUAGGAAAUUGACUCUAAAAAUAAAUCCCACAAGGGUUAAAAUUGUAUCAAGCAAUAAACCAGUAAUUUCAGGUUCUUUGAUUGGUAGAUGAUUUGUUGUGAUAUCAUGUUAUUGGUUACUAUGUUGUCUUAUCUUAACUCAGGAAGAAAUUCUUCUUUCUCCAAUCGGAAGUUAUUUUUUUAAAAUACUAAAGCUUGCAUAUUGAAAAUCUAAAAUUCAACCAUUUUGUGUAGAGAAUUAUCAUAAAACAGACAGAAAAUAUAUACAUGUACUGUGAAUUCAUUAUUAUUCGUUGGAUACCAAUUUUAGUGGAUUUCGUGGGUAUAGGUGAACCACGAAAUUAAAUGUUCAACGAAUGACAAAUUUCCAUAGGCUCUUAUGCAGACUUCGGCAAAACCACGAAAUUAGAUAUCAACGAACAUGAAAGUUUUUCUCAAUCCACAAAAAUUGGUGCCAACGAAAAUAAAUGAAUCCUCAGUAUAUAUAAUUCCUCAACAUAUAAUAAUAUAAUUGAUGAAAGUUACAUGCACUGAAAAAAACCCUGUUUAUUAUUUAUUUUAGAAUGAUUUUAGAUGUAGGCAUUGUUAAUACUUUGUACACAUCAGAGAAAGUUCUCCUGUUUGAAUUAAUACUGUAUGCAUGUAAAUAACAGCAAAUCAGUUAAGGUAUUUUAAGAAAAUAGAUAAGCAAACUUUUAAGACUAUGCUGCAAGUGUAAGCUGUUUAUUAGAUUCUAUCCUAUGUAUUUGGAAUGUUGCAUAAUGUUAAUUUGGCCUAUAUAUUUUAUCAUGCUUAUACUAUUUUCACAAUUUUUUACCAAGAAGAAAUAAUAAAAAAAAACAAUCUGUUCGAAAAUGAACAAGAGCAAAAAUAUUGAUUCUAUGUUUUCAUGGAUUAAAUGGUGGAAUAUUUAAGUUUAAAUUGAAAUGUCUCUCCUAAGUCUUUUUUGCAGUGUUAUAUCUGCUUACUGUUAUACAUCCUUAUGAUCUGUUAUAACCUACCUCUUAAAAACAUAAAUAUAAAUGAAAAAGUGGUGUUCCAAUCAAGAAGCCCUUUUGAAUCCACCAAUAUUUAUGUUUCUGUAAGCUUCAUCAUCUAUUUCUCCUGUGACCUUUAAAGGUACAGUUGUCAUUUAAUCUUUGGGUUGCAUAUACUGUGGCCACUUUAUCAUAUUUUCUUGCUUUCAUAUUUUUUAAUUUUAACUGUUUAUAUUGCGUUUAUAGGCUAUACCAUUUGUUUGUACAAACUUUUUUAAAGUAUGUUUUUAAGCAGUUUAUAACUUUUAACUAGGACCUAAAAACCAAGCUGAGCACUUUUGUGUAUUUCCAAUGAAAGUUCACAAACUAAGCCAAGAUUUUGAUAUUGAAAUCAACUUAGAAAAUCCAAAAAUGUGAGACAUGCUGGACGUCUCUUUCAUGAUGUUGUAAGAACAAUGGAAAACACAAAUAUGGCAAAAAAGGGAUCAUCUAUACAGUUUUCAAUCAUUUUUCUUAAUUUUUUUCUAUUUCAGUGUUGCUGUUUGUGCUCACUUCGUUUGUAAUGAUUUCACCUUUGUUGAUGCACACACUAAAAAAUUUGUAAAAUUCUAUCAAACUAUUUUAACCACCACUGUUUAGGAAUUAUAGUCCUUGAAAAUCAGAAAAAUUUGCAAAACGUAUUGUUUUUGAAUGACAAUUUUAUUUUUCUUUGAAUUAAAGCUUGGAGAUAGUACCAGAGCUCUCUUUUAAUAGUUUUGCCUGUAAAUAUUUUCAGAAUCUGCAAACUUGUCUGUUUCCAGUUGAAAACUUAGUUUGCUUCAAAAGCAUUCUUUUGAGACAUCACUAACAACUAUUAAAACAGUUGGAUUUCUGUGUUCAGUUAUCCAUCAAGAUUUACACUCUCUGAUAAUUGAAAUUCUAUUUUUCGGUAUUUUGAGAAAAUGCUGUCCUGAUGUGACCUUGCUGUUUAGUAUUUUCCCGUUAAAAUAUGUUGUUUCCACAAGAGAUGCACUUUAAAAAAAUGAAUUAACCUUACACUAGUCUAUUUAUGUCAUUUUUAAGUUGUGAUUGUUGGCUUUUCAAAAUUAUUACCUAUUUCUUUAUCACAUUACAGACUAAACAAUUACGCCAGGUCAUAUAACAAAUUGUUUUUUUAAAUGUGGAAUCUGAUCAUGUAAUUCACAUUGAUAUUUUAUGUACUUAACAUUCUGCAACUAUAUGUAUCUGGAACUCAAUUAAUUUAUGUAUUGAGAUCGUUUUCCUUAUUUGUGUAGAGAUAAUAUGAUAUAGAUACUCAGGUUUAAAGCUUGAUAUUACCAGGAAAAUUUUCAUGAAAAUGAAUACCUGUAUCAUGAAUAGUAAUGAUUAUAUACAAUAAGUACACUACAACAUUAUAGGAAAAGUGGUUUUAAUUGUAAUGUCUCAUGUAUUACCGGGAAAGUUUUAAAAUUUCUUUGCUUCAUGUAUUCUAUGCAGGUCCAUUGAAUUGUAAUACUUUACAUUUUUUUAUGUAAAUUGGUGGUGUCAUAGUGUUGGGAGUUAAUUGUAAAAAUUGUUAAGUGGGAUAUGCAGAUUUUAUUUCUAUCAAAUAAUGAUGAUUUAGAUAAUAUUUUAAUAUUUUGUUACAAAUAAUAUAUUUUAUAAAUAAAUGAAGUUCUUUGCUAAAAA